AUGCCGGCGGCCGCCGCUUCCCUUCUCCCCUGCAUCUCCUCGGCUUCGUCCCUGGCCCCGUCGACGUCCUCACGCCUGCAGCGGCCGCUCGGCGGACCUCGCGCGGUGCCACCCAACAACGGCAGUAGUGCAGCUGGAGCCGCCUUACGUGGUGGCACAACCGUGCACAGCCCGAAAGACGACGACAACGCGGACGAAACAGGCAAUCACUACGAUGGGGAGUACGACCGACUAGUUUUCUCUCCUAUCCACCCGAGUCACGCCAGUCUUGCUGCUUCAUUCGGCACUUCCAACGAGGACAGGGGCGACGGCGCGGAUAGCACCGUCGCUCCGGACUCGCUAGUGUUGGAGGAUUCGGAGCAUCACUACUCGGAGUCGUUCUCGCCGGGCAGCCCGAGAGGCCCGCCAUCGCGCGGCUUCAUCACCGCCUCGCAAGCCACCGCUGCGCUCGAGCGCCUUCCAGUGCUUUCCAUCUCUCCGCGAAGGCAAGCGGCGUCUUCGGCUGUCACGACUCCCAUCUCUGCACAGGCGGCCGCUGUCUCGACCUUCUCGUCUUGUCGACCCUGCAGUAAAACGGCUACGCUGCUGACGGCUGAUGCAGUAACCCUGCAGCCGGAUGCGUGGUGGUCGACGCUGGAUGGCACGCUCUCGGCCACCAACACACUCCUCGACAAUGAAUCGCAGCGGAUCCACCACGUCGGGAAGACACCGCCGCCCGCCUCGUUCCAUCCCCUUUUAGCCCCCAGCCUGAACGACACGCUGGGUCGAGCAGACCGCGCUGCCAUUGUGCUGUCCAUGCGUCUUUCUCAUCAAGCUAGCUCUUCGACGGGGGAGGCCAUUGCGGCAGGGGUCGACAGAGCCAAGGACGGCAGCGCUGGCAGAAGCACGAAAGGUGAGGAGGCGACGGCAGCGGCAGUCGCCGCCCUUGCGAUGCGGCUGUCACGCGCCACUGCGGGCGGCUCGCUAGCCAGAGGUCUCAGCGGGGCUGCGAGCACGAGGCUGUCCGACGCGUCACGGGGCAGCGCCGGACAGAACACGCUUCAGGGGCUGCGCGACGCGUUACGGCUUACUCAGCCGUCAGCGGAAGAGCUAGACAUUUCUGCCCCUUAUAUCGCAUCGCACUGGUUGGGUGCGUCAGAGGAAGGCCAUGGGCCGCUUUCCUCCUCCGACGUGCGAAGCAAGCCGGCACCGAAAGGAACCACUCGCGCCUCGCGUGCGCAUCGGCAGACUACCGAGGAAGUCGCCCACCCACACGGCGCUCAAGAGGGCAGCGCCGGGGUCAUCAAGAGAGGUGGCGGUACGCAGCUCGGCCGCGGCGCAUCGGCGCGCACCUGCGCCGACGACACAGAUCGUGCACCUGCGCCGGCGGCGGCGUUGCUGUCGUCAGCGCGUGCGCUCUUGCAGUCAGCUCCGCUUCACGAGGGUGCGGCUGAGGGUCGCGUGGGUGCGGUGAUGCAAGGCCUGCAUCCAGCAGCAUCUGUCACCGCCACCAGAGCUCACAAUACUCGAACGUCCUCCGUGGGCUUUACCACGGACUCGAACGCCGGUGCUCGUGAAGGGGCAGGAGCGCGCACUGGCAACCAGGACGGCUGUGCGAGAGCGGCAUCACAUGCGUUGUCUCCUCCGUCGCACCCGCACGCCGUCGCCGGCCUUGCCUUUACGGCCGAGUUGCCACGAUCGUUUCCAUGGCAACAGGAUUGUCUCACACUGGAGGAGAUGAAGAGACGGUACGGUGCGCAGAGCGCUGUACACACGCGCCGACGAGGCCAGCGCUAUCACAGCCACCGUCGCUCCGAGGGGCCAUCCGCCACGGAUCACUCACCACGCAGCAGCUACGCUGCGCCUCUGGCUCUCUUGGCGUCUCCAGUUGCCUCCUCUGUACCCACCUCAGACUUCUCCGCCGCCUCGCUAACUAGCUCCAUCUUCAUGCGAGAGCUUGGAGAAGGUGAGGCGGCUCGCCAUAUGUUGGCGAAGCAUCGAUGGCGGCUGGCCGCGCCGCGCGAAGCAGUGAGUAGCGCUUCUGGCGAUGCCGCGCAACGAUCGCCACUGCGGAGCCGACGCGGCACUGGUGCCACUCAAGUCCAUCUGCCACACAGCGCGACGAGCAAGGAGGCGGCGGCAAAGGCGUACCGGGAACAGCAGCUGCGGCUGUACAGCAGUCACCUCGCCACGCCGUCCACGCUGCUUACCAACGAAUCUUUCGCAGCGGAGCAGGGCCUGCUAGACGUGGAUAGCCUCUUACGGGACACACAGCGCCACACAGCCGGCGCCAGCAUGAGUCCCGUGCGCUGUGCGGAGGCAUCCGGUGCUGGGGCUGCCAGUGCUAGCGUCAGUGGUGUUGCGGCAACGACGAAGAGGGUGCCAGCGUCAAAGCCUGUCGCAGGGACCGCACCACGCCUCAGCGCUCUUGAUCGUGCUCUGCAAGCCCGAGCAGCGCUUCUGCGCCGGCACGUUCAGGGGAGACCGGCGUGGAAGCGGCAGCUGCACCAGGUUCGCCAGUGGUGCGACCGCACCCGGGUGAUGGUGCGCUUCGACAAUGGUGUCUGCGUUGAGCAGAUGGCCGCAGGACCGUCGCACCGAACGAUUGCGCGGCAGCACCAACGACAAAGCCAGCAGCGUGCAAUGACGAUGGGCAGCCGGACGGGUUCGAGGGACGCGCAAGCGGGCUCUGAGACCUCCGGUGUGGACCUGGGCGAUGACGCUGGGUGGCAGCACUUCGUCUACGCAGACGACCCCGCGACAGCUCACGACGCUGUGAUGAAGAAGGUGGCCGAGGAGGAGCAUGAGGUGCAGCGGCAGAACGUUCUGCAGCAGUGCCGGGAGAGACAACACUUGUCUUUUCUCGUCGAAUCCUUCAUGGGCGGCCCCCGCGGUGGCCCGGUGUCGUCGCCUGAGCAGAGCGUUGGACCUGGCAAAGCGGCGGCACAGGCAACUUGCCGGGGGUCGUUCGGCCAUCGCGCAGAUAGCCGCCGUGCUGCACAGGCGCUGUCCCCGCGUACCGCGGAUGCCGGUAGGGAACGCUUGAGAAUCAUGUCACCGCUGCAUGGACUGGGCACGAAGCCGGAACUUCUGCAGGAGCACCAGCACAGCAGCCAGCUCGCCAUGUCGGCCACGGAUGAUCUGGCUUCCAAAGAAGCCAGCGCGACGCUCGGUCAUGUGUCACCGUCAUCGCUCCAACAGCCGCUGGUGUCGAUACACGCAAAUUUGUGCGCUCGUUUGGAGACGUGGGGCACAGACGUUGCGGACAACGAGGAGGCGCUGCCCGGCAGAGGCAGCACCGCCGAAGACACCGCAGCUCUUCCUCCAGCCGCUGCUGCUGGGGCUGUUUGUGAUGACUACGCACUGCCACUUGCGUGGCAAGGGGCAUGGAGAGGCAGCGUGCCGCCCAGGGGACGCUCUAUGCUCCUCUCUGAUCAUUCCGAGGAAUCUGUUCGUAGGCGAUCGGUAGCGGAGGUCAAGGGUGAUCCGACGGUUUCGGUGCAGGGGACGGCUGAACGACACAACUUCGCUUCCCCUCUCGUCCACCUGCAGCGAACCUCGCUGGGCCAAACCGUGUCGGCCACCUUUACAAGGGCAGAGCGUGACCUCUUGAGCUUCGUGCUGACGUGUGCUAGCGGCGGUGGCGAUGUUGAGCACCUCUCGGUUCUUCUUUCGCUAUGCCACCGUCAUGGCAGGAAAAGCACCGCCGUGGAAUGGCACCUCAGCAGCACUGCUAGCGCAGCCGGGCUUGCUGCCACACAGCUGCCACCGGCGCUGGUCGCCUUGCGCACGAUGCUGGACCAGUGGACCCAAGCGCCCGUUUGCGAUGGCGCUGCUGUCGAUACUGCUGUGGCGCAGGAGAGUGCCAGCUGCGGUGCCGUGGCGGCAAGGGAGUGCCAUGUUUCUGUGAAGGAGCUGCCCUUCUCAGCUCCGUGUGACGUCACAGAGGUGGCGAUCACGCAAGAGGCUGCGGGUGUCCGCCGAGACGCGGACGCGGACGCAGGCUCCCCGAGAGUCGAUCACAUGUCGGGGAAGGCGAAAGGGCCAGCGGCGGCGCCGACCUCGGAGAGCACACCCCCUCCCUCAUGGAACGCGUUGGUCACCGCACUGCUCAGCGGCUACAGCGCCUUGGACCUGAGCUUCCUCCGGCAGCUGCACCUGCUCUUGUGGGAGUACAAGGCGAAGGAACAUGGGGGCUUGCGCAUCACAGUGGCGGACGCCCCGGAAGGUGUUGUAACAUCAACUCCGCCGCCGCCGCCGAUUUCAACAGCGCACCGAUCACAGGGCGCACCACCUGCUGUGCUCCCGCUUGCGCUGCAUCUCUCCGUCGUGCAGGAGGCGAGGAUGGCGGCUAGCACCGAUUUGAGGAGCUCCGACAGCAGUCCCCGCACAUUGUCCACUGUGGUGGUGGAUGCUGCGGACUUGCUCAACGCGAUUGCAGCCACGCCGCUGCUUCGCUGGCUGUGCGACGCCAGCCGCCAAAGCCCCACGAGCAGCUGGGCAGAACUGGUAGCGCGCCUACCCGAAGCGUGCGCACAAGAUUGGCAGAACGCGCUUGCGCGGUGUAUCGAGGCCGCAUCCUCAGGCGCACAUCCUCACGAAAACGUCUCGGCGCGCGUCUCGUUUGUGUCAGGCGAGUCGCUGCCAUCGCGCGCAUCCCUCCGCGCUGGGCUAACCGCAGCCACAGCCUCCUCACCGUACGCUGGCAAGCUCGAGUCUUUUCUGUGCGAUACCGCAUCUGCCCUUGAAAGCGCCGCGUGGCGACAGCACCGGCUUCACAGCGUGCUGCACCGCGCGAGUUUGCACGCCGAACAGGACCGAAGGGCUGCAAACAGCGCUGCUGCUACGGGCGCGACCACCGUCGCCUCACUCGCCGUCGACAAUACUUGGGACGCCGUGCCUGCAGCCUUCCCCUGUGUAGGUGGCACCCCGUACCUACCCGGGGAUGAGGCACGUGCUCGCUACCCGCUGAACAUGCGUAACCUGUACUUGAUGUCCGCACUGGCAGCUGAGGACGUCGACGCGCGCAUCGUGCCACAGUUGCGUGAGGCGAGGGUACAGUACGCAGAUGCUCUGCGAGCUGCAGCGGACGCGGCGACUUUGGCCAGCGCGCCUUGCAACCCGUCCAUGUCAAACGUGUCUCUGAUGGCCUUCUCGAGGCCGACGGCUUCUCUGCCACUGGCGCUUCAGCAGCGCGUGCAUCUCGAUAAACUGUUCCAGAUUGAGCAGCGCUUCUUCAGCUUCUUGUGGACGCUAUGGAACUCGGAGCAGUCCGUUUUCGCCUUCAAUCAGCACGUGGCCCCAUUCAACGCCUUCACGGCGGCGGAGCAGCGCUGCUGGGGGCCACUCUACCGGAGCUCGCUGAAGGUGGCCUACUUUGUGUGUGAAGAGUUGGUCGAGAAAGGGAUGGAAAACGUGUCGGCGGAGCUUCUGCCAUUCGUGUCGAUCGUCGCCGCCUUCGCCGGGUGCCGCGGUGGCCAUCGCGAGCUCUUGUCGAAGCUGAAGACAAUCAUGCUCGAGCUGACGGAGCGGGCAAAGAAGGUUCAGGUGCCGCUGGAGUCUUUGUCGUGGCAGGGUAAACGGUCGCAGGUGCUUGAGGAGGCCAUCGCAGCCUCCAAGAUCGCGUCUCGACGUGCGGGAGCUGUGGUUUCCUGUCUCACCACCGAGGCGGACGUCGUGAGCCUGCCUCUGGCGGAGCUGGCAACGCCCGCGCUGCGCCUUAUCCAUGUCCCGCCGCUUUCUCCGCCACCGCAUGGCAUGUGA
Molecule: messenger RNA, 5742 nt
Organism: Leishmania major strain Friedlin
Lineage: Eukaryota; Euglenozoa; Kinetoplastea; Trypanosomatida; Trypanosomatidae
Exons: 1
Coding region: 1-5742 (1913 amino acids)
Source: RefSeq, a predicted model, not a curated record